Gracilinanus agilis (Agile Gracile Mouse Opossum) is the source of this 2443-nucleotide messenger RNA. It is a transcript of the gene ARSG, whose product is annotated as arylsulfatase G. The record is from RefSeq and is a predicted model, not a curated record. Gene Ontology annotation, molecular function: arylsulfatase activity. Bases 837 to 2414 code for a protein of 525 amino acids. The transcript is spliced from 12 exons. NCBI's taxonomy places the organism in Eukaryota, Metazoa, Chordata, Mammalia, Didelphimorphia, Didelphidae.
CAUGCAUAGGAGUGUCCUGGGGGCCAGGCCUAAGUGCUGCUCUCUGGCCGCGGUGGUGUGGCCUUGGCCAGGACUGCUUGACCCAAGGGAGGAAGGAGCAGGCCGCCGGCUGUCGGGCACACAUGCCCGGCUCUCUGGAAGAAAAAGAAACAAGGUAUUUGGAGACCAGCAAUGAGGUGGCCCACUGACCAAAAAACUUACCAAAGAAAUGAAGCACUCCACCAUCUGGAAUUUGAAUCCUCGCCCAAUGUCCACUGCAUCCACUAAGAACAUCCAGGUGUUCUGCAGCUGCCUGAACUCAACUCAUAGGAAAGCAGCACCCCAAGCAGCUGUGAGAUUUCUUUUGCAGCUCAAAUAACAUUAGUUUGUUAUUCUCAUGACUACAUGGUGGAGCCAUUUUCUAAGAGACCAUGAUAUGGAAACUUGUAGAAGAACUGGAGCCACAGCCUUUGGAACUGUAGGCCUUGUUAAAAGAAAAGAAACAAGAAAAAAAAACUAGCUUUUUUCAGUGGGCCCCAUAUGUAAACAUCAGAAGCCAGUGUAAUGUGUCCCUCCAGCUAUCUGGUGAGUGAUAAGGUUCACUGACAGGAAAGAGUAAGGCCAUCUUGUGGGCUGCAAGUUUCCUAAUUCCCCAGCUCCCAGAAUCACAGUCUGUUAACUUCAGUUUUGGUAUUGCCACCACUGAAAAGGAGAAAACUUUUUUUGUGCUGCUCCUAAUUCUCUCUCCUGAGGGGCUCCCUUGAAAUUAAGGUGAGUAGAAGAUAGCCAAAGGAAAGAUUUGGAGUAACACCACCCACUUCUGCUCCAGAUUCCCGGAAUCCAGCCCUUUUAAAACCAUGGAGGGACUUUUUCUGAAAGUUUUGCUGCUGGGUGCAAGUUUAACAGGAUUGCUUUUCUCUCUUGUGGAUUUUCGUUUCUUUAGGAAGACAGGCCUCCAGAGGCCUAAUUUUAUAAUCAUUUUGACUGAUGAUAUGGGAUGGGGUGACUUGGGGGCAAAUUGGGCAGAAACAAAGGACACUCCACAACUGGAUAAAAUGGCUGCUGAAGGGAUGAGAUUUGUGGAUUUUCACGCUCCAGCUUCUACCUGUUCUCCGUCCCGUGCCAGCCUGCUUACUGGAAGGCUUGGGUUGCGAAAUGGAGUUACACACAACUUUGCUAUCACCUCAGUGGGAGGCCUUCCACUUAAUGAGACCACCUUAGCCCAGGUGCUCCAAGAGGCUGGUUACAUCACAGGAAUGAUAGGCAAGUGGCAUCUUGGUCAUCGUGGCCUCUACCAACCCAAUUUCCGUGGCUUCAGUUACUACUUUGGAAUUCCUUACAGCCAUGACAUGGGCUGCAGUGACACCCCUGGCUACAACCACCCACCCUGCCCAGCUUGCCCACCUGCAGCAACUGUAUCAGAAAGUCCUGGGAAAAAUUGUUACCUGGAUGUGGGCCUUCCUUUGUAUGAAAACCUCCUCAUCGUAGAGCAGCCAGUGAACCUCAUGAGUCUUGCAGAAAAAUUUGCAGAGAAGGCUACUGAGUUCAUCCAGCAGGCAAGUGAUAGUGGCCGGCCUUUCUUUCUGUACCUUGCCCUAACUCACAUGCAUGUUCCCUUAACUGUGACUCAUCGGUCAGCAGACUUAUCAGGUCAAAGAGUGUACAAGGAUAGCUUAUGGGAGAUGGACAGCUUGGUCGGCAGGAUAAAGGACAAAGUUGACAGCACUUCGAAAGAAAACACAUUCCUCUGGUUUACAGGGGACAAUGGCCCAUGGUCUCAGAAAUGUGAGCUGGCAGGACAUGUGGGACCCUUCACUGGACUAUGGCAAACUAAUAGAGGAGGAAGUUCAGCCAAGCAGACCGCAUGGGAAGGAGGGCAUCGUGUCCCAGCUAUAGCUUACUGGCCUGGCAGAGUGCCAGCCAAUGUUACCAGCUCUGCUUUGUUAAGUGUGCUCGACAUCUUUCCAACCAUAGCGUCUUUGGCCCAAGUGAGCCUGCCCCCCCGACGACAUUUUGAUGGUCUGGACGUGUCAGAAGUUCUCUUUGGACACUCACAAACUGGACAUAGGGUGCUGUUUCACCCUAACAGUGGGGCUGCUGGAAGCUUUGGUGCCCUAGAGACUGUUCGUCUGGGGCAAUAUAAGGCCUUUUACAUCACUGGUGGUGCAAAAGCCUGUGAUGGGAGCCUUGGACCUGAACAGCAUCAUGAGCUUCCUCUUAUUUUCAAUCUACAAGAGGACCCUGCAGAAUGUGCACCUUUAGAUAGCAGCAGUGCUAUCUACCGGGACAAAUUGACUGAAGUCAUGGGGGCUCUUGUGGAUGUUCUUGAGGAUAUCAUAAGUGAUAACACUUCAGUAGCAGAUUAUUCUCAUGAUCCUUCAGCGAUCCCCUGUUGCAGUGCACUCAAGAUGGCUUGCCGAUGCCAGCUCUUGUAGUUAGCUUCAGUGUUUCAGCUGUGUGUGAA